AUGCAUAUUAGCAACCCCUAUGGGACUCACUCUUUUCAAUCCUUAUAUGAUAUCCUUUUUCCUUCUAAUCUGCUUGUCCCAGUGCCAAAUUUUUGGAGUGUCCGGCAUUAUCGACCGGAAUUCAUGCAAGAGCAAAGUUUGGUGUCCAAUUUAUCACAGGCCCCUGUCCGAUCGGACGGAAAAAGGGAGUUUUUUUGGGUAAGGGACACCUGCACUUGGUGGAUUUAUUGGCCUCCAGCUGAGUGGCCAACGUCGAAGAUCGUUACUGUACGUAGUACUUCCUACAUUUUUGGCACUCCCGCGCAGAAUUAUCUGUUGAAUCCAGCCGCUUGCCUGUAUGCACCUGGAUUUGAUGUGAAAAGGGAACACAAAUAUGCCAUCCUGCUGCUGUCUGAGCCUGCCAUAGAGGACUUGUGUUCAAGGUACUUCAGUGUCAAAGCGGUAAGCAAUUGUGGGGUGUUGGGUAUCUACGAAAGUUAA
Coccidioides immitis RS is the source of this 480-nucleotide messenger RNA. RefSeq lists its product as uncharacterized. Lineage: Eukaryota; Fungi; Ascomycota; Eurotiomycetes; Onygenales; Onygenaceae. The record is from RefSeq and is a predicted model, not a curated record. Bases 1 to 480 code for a protein of 159 amino acids. The transcript is spliced from 2 exons.